Molecule: messenger RNA, 3174 nt
Organism: Lycium ferocissimum
Lineage: Eukaryota; Viridiplantae; Streptophyta; Magnoliopsida; Solanales; Solanaceae
Exons: 19
Coding region: 215-2800 (861 amino acids)
Molecular function (GO): protein phosphatase binding; protein phosphatase regulator activity
Source: RefSeq, a predicted model, not a curated record
AUAACUCUUCUUUGCCAUUUUUAUACAAAAAAAAUCUCUCUCUAUCUAUCUCUUUCUCUAUAUCGAUAUUUACGGCUUUCACUUUGUUUUGAUCUUAAAAAAAAAGCUAGGGUUUACAAAAGCUAGGGUUCUCAAUCUCGAAUCUCUCAGAUUCAUUCAAUUUUUAGGGUUUACAGAUCUGUUACGGCGCGCCGUCGUUUUAUCUGAUUCGAAUAUGUUUUGGAAGCUUCCAGUACUUUCCUCUUGUUCACCGGUUGAAGCAGUACUAGACAAGGAAAAUUUCACUUUGGAAGAGCUUCUUGAUGAAGAAGAAAUAAUCCAAGAGUGCAAAGCUUUGAACAGUCGUCUCAUAAAUUUUUUGAGAGAGAGAACGCAGGUUGAGCAGUUGCUGCGUUACAUUGUUGAAGAGCCUUCUGAGGAUGCUGAUAGCAGACGAACAUUUAAGUUCCCUUUCAUUGCCUGUGAGAUUUUUACCUGUGAAAUUGAUGUCAUCCUUAGGACUUUAGUGGAUCAUGAAGAGCUAAUGAAUUUGCUCUUUUCCUUUCUGGAACCAAGUCGUCCUCAUAGCGCCUUGCUGGCUGGGUAUUUUAGUAAGGUGGUGAUAUGCCUUAUGGUGCGGAAGACUGCUAUACUUAUGAAUUAUGUUCAGGCCCAUCAUGAUGUUUUCCAACAGAUGGUGGAUUUGAUUGGUAUCACAUCCAUAAUGGAGGUUUUGGUGCGACUUGUAGGAGCUGAUGAUCAUAUGUACCCCACUACUACGGAUGUGAUGCAAUGGUUGACUGAGAGCAAUCUAUUAGAAAUGAUAGUGGACAAAUUGAGCCCCUCUAGUUCUCCUGAAGUUCAUGCUAAUGCAGCAGAAUCACUAUGUGCAAUAACCAGAAACACGCCGUCCCCUCUUGCCACCAAAUUAUCCAGCCCAAGUUUUGUUGCCAGGAUAUUUGGUCAUGCCCUCGAAGACUCACACUCGAAGUCUUCCCUUGUCCAUUCAUUGUCUGUCUGCAUCUCUAUACUGGAUCCAAAAAGAUCAAUUCCAUCAUCUAUGAUGUAUUCUUUCCGGAACCAGCAGGCUUAUGAGUCUCCCGUGCAUGUCAAUGCUGACACUAUCGAUGCAAUGCUUCCUAAACUUAGCGGUUUGCUUGAGCUGUUGAAUGUGUCAUCUGAUGAGAAGGUUCUGCCCACAACAUAUGGAGAACUCAGGCCGCCUCUUGGAAAGCAUCGCUUAAAGAUCGUGGAAUUCAUUUCUGUGCUACUGAAGACUGGCAAUGAAGUUGCAGAGAAAGAAUUGAUCAGCUCUGGGACAAUUGAGAGGGUCCUGAAUCUCUUUUUUGAGUACCCCUAUAACAAUGCAUUACAUCAUCAUGUGGAGAGUAUAAUAUACUCAUGCUUAGAAAGUAAGAACACUACAAUCGUUGACCAUCUUUUUGAGGAGUGCAAUUUGAUUGGCAAAAUUAUUCAAACCGAUAAACAGCCUACAGUUUCUGGUGAUGGAAAUCAGCCCACCUUACCGGCUACUGGAAAACAAGCACCCCGAGUAGGUAACAUAGGGCAUAUAACUAGGAUUUCUAACAAACUCAUUCAGUUGGGGAACAAUGACAACCUCAUUCAGUUGGGGAGCAAUGACAACCUCAUUCGCGCUCAUCUUGAGAAAAAUAUGGAAUGGAGUGAUUGGCAUACUACUGACUUGCAGGACCGUAAUACAUUAGAAAACGUCUACCGCUGGGCUUGUGGCCGACCAACUGCAUUGCACGACAGAAUGAGGGAGAGCGACGAGGAAGAUGUUCAUGACAGAGAUUAUGAUGUAGCAGCUUUAGCGAAUAAUCUGAGUCAAGCAUUUCGCUACACCAUAUAUGAUAAUGAUGAUGCUGAAGAGGGGCAUGGAGCUCUUGAACGAGAUGAUGAGGAUGUUUAUUUUGAUGACGAGUCUGCUGAAGUUGUGAUAUCAUCCCUGAGGUUGGCAGAUGAUCAGGGGAGCAGUUUGUUCACAAAUUCAAACUGGUUUGCGUUCCAAGAUGAUAGAAUUGGUGAUGCCUCUAUGAGCACCUCACCUGCUGAUGCUAUGGAGGAUAUUAACCUCAAUGGAACGUCAAAUGGUAGCAAAAGCAAUAGUGAUGAUGAAGUGGUAGUUGGAGAGGAGGAUGAAUUGGCUGAGAGCAAAAAUUCUAAUGCAACUUCCAGCUCUAGUUCAAAUGCCUUUAGUGGGCUCAGUGUAACCAAUUCUGGUAACAGUGGAGACCAAAAUCAACAGAAUGAGAAAGCAGGCGCCACAAUUGACAUGAUUCCUGUACAGUUCGAGACGUCAGAGAAUGAUGACCCCUUUGGAGACACGUCUAUGCCCGAAUGGGUAGCAUGGGGGGAUGCCCCAAAUUUUCAAGUUGGUGGAUCCACUGUGAACCCCUUUGAAGACCAUAAUAACUCUACUGACCAUCUUGCCAACUCAGUGGAGAUCGUAACUCCACCACUUAGUUCCACUACUAGUUGUAGUGGAGAAUCUAUUCCAAAUGGUGUCUCAUCUCCUGAUUCUAGCAAAAGUUCGGGGUCUGAUUCUAGUCAGAAAGCAACUACCGUUCCUUCUUUGUUUGAAGAGGAUGUUGAAUUUGUUGGCGUGGAAUUGGAGGGUACUGAGAAGGCGAUGGAACAUGCUCUUAAAGAAGGGAUUGUUGGCGAAGCCGCUCCAUUGAAGAGGAGCAUUGUUUCCAAGGUACCGGAAAAGGAGAGCACAGAUGAUGGUGGGGCAGGAGUAAAAGAGUACAACGAUGCAAAUUAUUGGAGAGUCGACCAAGAAGUUGCAGUGUCGGAAUAACUGUGUGGAGGUCUAUUGAUUGGUUGUUUCAACGUGUAACAUGGAGCUCUAAUAGCCAGGAUCCCCGACUAUUGAUUGGUGAGUUUAUGCAGCAGAUGUGUACAGUGUACUAUGGUUACAAUUGGGAUCAAACAAUAGGCUAAUAUUAAGGUUUGUCACCAAUUAAUUAUUGUUCUUAUUAAUGUUUAUUAUUCAGGUUAUGUUUUCGUUGUAAAAAAAUUUUGGUUUCUUCUCGUCUUGACUUUGUCAUCUUUCUGUAGUUAUAUGGAUUCUGAAGUAAUCUUCGUUCUCCAUCCCGUUAAGAGCAGGCUUAAAGGCUGCCUUGUUGAGACAAUGUAAACUCUAUAUUCUUUACCUUGAUAUUCAUGUGUUGC